GGAAGCUCUGUGCAAUGGUCAUCAUAAGGCAAAACGACAGUUAAUUAAUGAUGAAUCUCCCAAAAGGAGAAUGUCGUCAAAGAAAACAAAAUCCGCUCAUCAGGUUGAUCAAGAUGAUGGAGACAAAUCACUUGAAAAUGACAAGAGUGUUGAACUUUCCAAUAAGAGAACAUUAAAAAUAAAUCAUAGAAAUGGGUUUGAGGAAGAGAAAUUAAGAGUGAGUGGUGAGAACCAUGUUGAUGACAGUGCAGGAACGGCAGAUAAAGAGAAUGAUGAAAAGGCUGGCAUCAACACCAGUGCAUCCUCUGAUGUGAGCUCAGAUGACGAGCUCUUGGCUGAUGCAUUUUCUCCCAGUCAAGAAAGCAACCAGUUUUCUGUUGGAGACAUUGUGUGGGCUAAAUAUUACCGAGAACCCUAUUGGCCAGCCCAAAUUAAAAGGAUCAUAGGGAAACGGAAACAAGACCGAAAGUUUCUCGUGAAAUUCCUUGCUUGGCACAAUUGCUUGUUUAAAAUCCAGCCCAAGAAGUUAGUGCAUUUUGCCUGUGAUCCAAAUCAAAGAGCAGAAUUGCUGGAAGUCAAAUGGACCCUAAAAGACAAGGAUCUGGAAGACCAGUUCGAUGAAGCCCUAAGUCAGGCUGAAGAUCUGCUCAACAGAAAAGGUUGGUUCUUACAAGCAUAGUUAUUUUCUAAACUGCCUGCCGAAAAUAACUUAUUUAUGCUCUAAACUCACACUCAUAAAACACACCAAUAUGAUACAAUAACAAUGAAUUUAUUGUAACGGAGGAAUACGUACAGCAGUGCCCAUAGUAUUCGACCUGAAAAACAGCUAAAGAUAAUAAAGAACGGGUAAAGCCAAGAAGAACAAAGAAAAAAUACUCAACUUCUGUCCGGACUUUGCAACCCGGGCACUUUUCUUCUUUUUCAAAGCUCUCUGCUCAGCAGCACGGAUCUUCUUUUCGUCUUCGGAUCCCGAAGCAACCUCGUCAGACAAGUACUCGUCAACAGCAGCCCAGUCAGCUUCAGAUUUGUCGGCAAUCCUAAUGAGUUUAUUCCGCCGCUUAAUGGCCUUCGAGGCGGAGUUCGGAGACUCGUCAAGUUUAAGAAUUAACGCUGAGACUUCUUGGUUAUCCGAGUCCUCAAGAUCGACAGUGAAUUUUAGCGACUGCACAAAAGCAAGACUCUGAGAAACGUAUUCGAGCGCAUUGAUCUCAAAUUGUUUCUUGUUGCCACUAAACUUGAAAGUUAAGUUCGUUUCAGACGUAAGUUUCUUAACUAAAGACGACGAAGACUUAACUUGAUCAUCCGAGAGCUCGCGCUGCAGAUGAGAAAACGUUUAUUCGAAAUAAGCUCUAGCAUCUUCAAAAGAGCCGAUUAAAUAACAGCUAGCGUUAGCGUCCUCCGAAACCUCGCCGUCCUUGGACAUUAUAUAGAGAAAGCAAGAAACUAACUAAUUGACGGUCGAAAUGAUAGGCACUGAACUGUCCUAAAGUGAAGGUAAAUGAAUACUUGAUAAGCGUUUUUAAAUAAUACGACAAACAAGACUCCGAAAAACCCACCUAAAUGAGUUACGCAUUGCGUAACCAAAAAUACCAACGAAGAGAACGCAACGAGUAUAAAUACAUUUAAGUAUGUCAUUUGGAUAUAGGUGUGGCCAAUGUAUGGGUGUUAACUUAAACGUUUGUCUUCUUCGCUCAAGGGAGAUGAAUAAGUGAAGCAUUAAGCAAAGGGUGGUUUGUGGCAAGUCUAACUAAGUAUUUGAAACAUAGUUUCAGUUCCACUAGCGUUGCUUUAUUGUGAAAUUUAUUAUCUAAAAAUAUCAGAGAGAUUAAAUCAAUUGGGAAAUUGAAGAAGCAAAUCAACUACAUAUUGGAGUCAUCGGAUUCUCACACGGCAAUCUUGUAAAACAAUAGAUAUUGAUAGAAUCUAAUUAAUGCAAUGUUGUAUGAUUGUGAUUACAUUAGUACUGUGGUAAUUGAGCUAAAGAUUUCUACCGAGUUGAAUAAAUGAAUGAACGAACGAACGAACGAACGAACGAACGA
Orbicella faveolata is the source of this 2039-nucleotide messenger RNA. RefSeq lists its product as uncharacterized. NCBI's taxonomy places the organism in Eukaryota, Metazoa, Cnidaria, Anthozoa, Scleractinia, Merulinidae. The record is from RefSeq and is a predicted model, not a curated record.